AUGGUCAAUGAAAAUGCCGCCCAAGCACUUACCAUCAGAUUAUUGGAUGGGCCUCUUUUAGAACUUUCAAACCUCAAAUCUCAAUCCCCUCCUUUCCUUGCCAUUGCAACCAUGUCUCUCUCUUCCUCUAGAUCAUUCCAAUGGCUUCCUGUUUACAGCAUCAUCACCUUCAUGCUGCUAUUUCUUCCACAAUCAAACUCAGUUUCCUUCAACUUCUCUAGCUUCCAGCCCAACACACAAGGUAUAUUCUAUCAAGGUGAUGCAUUCCCUUCAGGUGGAGUGAUCCAAGUCACCAAGAAUCAGCGUGAUGGAAAGGCUAGCAAAGAGUCUGAUGUCUAUAGCUUUGGGGUUGUUGCUCUUGAACUAGCAUGUGGGAGAAGGCCGGUCGAGCUGAGGGCCGAGCCGGCUAAGGUGAGGCUAGUGGAGUGGGUGUGGGAUCUGUAUGGGAGGGGACAACUCCUUUCAGCAGCCGACAACAGGUUAAUUGAGAAGUUUGAGGAGCGUCAGAUAGAGUGCUUAAUGGUGGUUGGGUUAUGGUGUUGCCAUCCUGAUCACAAUCACAGACCAUCGAUGAAACAAGUGAUUAAUGUUCUUAAUUUUGAAGCCCCAUUGCCAAGCCUUCCAUCAAAACUGCCCGUGCCUAUGUUUUUUGCACCCCCGAUGCAUAUGUGUAGGUUUUCUUACACAUCAUCCGGCGGUCUGACGGACUCAGGGAGGCAUCGGAGCCAAUGUUCGUGUAGUAGUUGCAGCACGCAAAUGUCUGUGGGCUCUUCUAAAGCUCUUCUACAGUUGCCUGAAGUUCAUGUGUAG
Molecule: messenger RNA, 810 nt
Organism: Ilex paraguariensis (yerba mate)
Lineage: Eukaryota; Viridiplantae; Streptophyta; Magnoliopsida; Aquifoliales; Aquifoliaceae
Source: the annotation of a GenBank genome assembly